UGUGUGUGUGUGUGGUAGAUCCUUCACAAAAUGGCGGAAGGUGGAGUGAGAAACUGUCCGUUGCAGAAAUGUCGUUAAAUAUUUGUAUUUUCCAUCCUUCUGGAAACUGAUUUUGUGGCCGAUCUAUGUUCUGAAGAAGCAUGAAGGAUAAACACAGACGUAGGAAGGGUCGGACGUGGGCUGAGGCCGCUAAAACGGUUUUGGAGAAGCAGCCCAAUACGCCCAUGAGCUGUAAGGAGAUAUUGAGAAAUAUCAAAGAGGCUAAUCUUAAAGACAUCAGAAGUGGCACUGUACCGUCAGCUUGCUUGAAUGCUGUCCUGCAUGGUGGCUGUCGUGGACCUGACGGAACUUUCUACAAAGUGGCCGAUAUGAUGGGAGUCUAUGGACUAAGGAGUCAUUUAUCCGAUGAGGCUCGGAGGAUGCUGGAAUACAAGCUUGAUGACUCGGUAGAUGUGUCUAGUACCCUGGAUGCCUUAGAGGAACCAGAUGCUGAAUUAGUGGUCAACAAACAGCAGUCAGGUACCAAGAAAAUGCCUGUGUGUUAUCUACCAGAGAAAGCUCAUCAUCUCAUUCCAGCGUUGCGACGCUUCACGCUCUACCAAAUCCCGACCACGUCCACGUCCUCAUCAAGUAGCGCGUCGUCGCACCGGUCGCCACCGAGGGCGGUAGACUCGGAGGAUCAAUUCCACCAUCAUCACCACCACCGUGCCAAGGGCUUUAAAGCCACAUCGCAGAUGCACAGCCCGACGCGGAUCAAAUUCACGCUGCACCACAAACACCAGCGACGGAAGCAGCAGAUUGUGCCCAGGAUUAUCUUGAAACCUGUGAAAUCCCCAACGGGAAAAGAACCUAAUUAUGCAGCGGAGGUGAUUGAUUUAACGCCAUCUCCCAGUGACAACGAGCGAGAUUCUCAAGCCAUGCAAGAUGACGACGUCGACACGGACACCAGCAAAGACGACAACUCCGAAAAUAAUCUCAGAAUCGCCCAAAAUGUCAACAACGCACAACACCCAGCAGAGAACACCCAGAAAGAUCAGUCAACCUCGUCCUCAGAUCAACAAGGACAAGCCGGUAAUCCAUCGAGUACAUCUGAUAGCUCUGGGAAUGUGGUUGACAAUCAGGUCGAAUCCUCACGAACUAUGACCCGAAGCAGCCUAGGGGUCAGAGGUGAUGGGAACGAGACACCUGGUGUGACGUCAGCUAAAUCUGAAGCUCCUACCGCUAGUCGGGUGUCGCUACGAAUCAGCAUGAGACAGGCAUUACCACUGCAGACACAGACGAGGUCCCAGACCAUGAGCAAACUAAUGGCCAAUGUUCCUGGGUUCAGCGGCAAGCCAAGAAACCGAGAAAAGAAGUUUUCAGUUUUAUCAAAAUUGCAUCCUCCUAAGAAGAUGAGUCUUCAUGUAGAUCUUGAAACGCCGGAUUCCAUCUUGGCCAACGUUAACCUGAAGGCGUUGAUCAACAAGCACACUUUCAACAGUCUCCCCGCCCACUACCAAUACAAGUUGCUGACGCUCCUGCCCAAAGUUGACAGAGUGCAGACCAACGAUAACUUCAUCAAGAUGAACGGUUCUGCUUUGGAUAACGAGUUCUUCGCCAGAGCCUGCAGUAAAUGGAGGGAGAGGUUGUCAUCGGGGGAAUUUACUCCGGAAUCACAACUGAGGCUGAGACAGGAAAUAGAGAAGGAUAUGAUUAAGCUAGAUCCGUGGAAGGCCAAGCAUUUUGAACCAUCCUGGGGUCAGUCUCUACUCGCUACUGCCCCUGACAUCCCAGAAUCCUUUGCAAGCAUGGGGGUCAUCCCACCCGAGGAGAGGAAGUCGCCCGCCAUGCAUACCAGGAGUUCUUCCCAGAGAAAAGGCGCCGGAGGGCACUCGGUCAGCACCGUGUACCGCAACACGCGAUCGGCGGCAUCCAGCAGUCAUCACCACCACCAGAAGCCGGGUUACGAGCCUUUGACAAGACAUCACAGGAGUAUGUCUUCAAGAGAGAGCAGACGACUGCAUCGGAUGACCCAGAAGGAGCUGAAAUACUGCGCUACCGUGGAGACCAGGAGCACUCCCAAGCAAGAUGCGGUUACCAAGCAACCAGAGUUCAGAUCAGUUAUUGGAGAUAUAAACAUCAAACCAUCAUCGAGUAGUAGUUUGCCGCCGUCGUCGCAAUCCAAUUUUUCUUGCAGUUCACUCCUGUCCAGUAUGGCAAUGGAGAGCCAACGGAAUCAGGCAGCAGCAACCUCAGUCGCUUCCUCAACAUCCUCUCAGAUGCUGCAAAAAUCAUCCGCAGGAAAGGAGGUAGUUUCGUUGAAGAGACCCUUGGAGAGUAGUGAUGACAGUAAAGAGAAGCGUUUAUGCUUGGAUGAUAGUAGCGUUGUGGUGCUGGAUUCCCGUCAAGUGUCUCGAAGUCAGUCUGUUUCUACUCAGUCUUCCGCGACAGUUCUGACUGCCGUCUCAUGCGCGAAUGCUUCACGGCAACAAACCUCUGCAACAACAGCAAAUCCGGACAUAAAACCCAAGGUACUGCCGAGCGUGAAAUCCUCAGUGAAUGUUGGCAAACAGGGGACGAGAACACUCGCUCAAAUCAAGGCGCAGACUCAAGCUCGGGCGCAGGCUCACGGACAGACGCGUACCCUGGCACAGAUUAAAGCACAGACAACUGCGAAGCUGUUGGCGCGAUCAGCGGCUCAAGCGGAAGCUCAGAAUCAGGCUAAGAUAUCCGGUCAUACGCCGACGAUUCUGAACCGAUCGCGGUCUCCACAGUGGAAUACCGUCAAGACAGUGAUUCCUGUCGCCCUGUCAACAAGCCCUGCUAAUAACCCCACCCAGGCAUCAUUGAAUCAAGUGCCCAAGCACAAGCUCGAGAACCAUGUGGUGCAAGUCAACGCAUCGAACCAGCAAGUGGUCCAAGCCAUUCAACCGUUCAUCAUCAAGACCCAACCGGGUAGCGGUGUCAGCGUGGUCUACGUGACCCAGCCCAACGUGGUGACUCUGAUGCCUGCCUCAGCCACGGCCAUUCAGCGGAUGAACAAAAGCCCCGGCCUUGCUAAACCUGCGUCCGUCGUACAAACCACGUCUAGUCCGAGGGUCGUGGUGGAAAAGAUCCCACAGUUUACAACUUCAGUCUUGGCAGUCUCGAGUACAAGUGCAUCUCAGAGGCCCAACUCAAUCAAAACUCUUCUGAACUUGAAAAACGCAUCGGGAGAAUCCCCAAACAGUGCCUCACCACAUGAAGAGAAGAGUGGCAACACAAACAAGACUCUUCCUAAUGGGACUAGUCCUGGAACACCAAUGCAUGGACCGACUAAAAAUGAGAAUAAUUCAAGGGCAAGUGAGGUUGUAAUCUUGGAUAAUAAAACCAACACCAUGCGGCAGCAGAUUGUGUCAGCUAGUGUCAGUGGUACACCUGUUGUCUCCUCAGAAUCAAUUAAGAUUGUUACAAACAGUAACGCACAGGUGGAUCCGUUUUCUUGUCGGUCGACGCCCAGUCUUGUUCUCCAACCAGUCGACAUAGCUAACGGAAGGGAGUGUGCAGAUAGCCUGGAUGCCUCGCCCGGCAAAUGCUCGUGUCGGUUAGGAGCCAUGGUCGUAUGCAAAGGUUGCGGAGCAUUCUGUCACGAUGAUUGCGUCAGUCCGACGAGUCUAUGCAUGGCCUGUGUAGUAAGAUAACCAUCGUAAGUUAAUUGUUGAACAAUUUCAGCAUGUAAUUAGUUUGUUACAAAAAUGGUUUUUGUUACAAAAAUGGUUUAGGCUCCGUGCACAAGUAGCCCGCAAUGGUUACACAGGGAAAUUUGGGGAGACCACUGAGAGGGAUAUUCAAACGCAUUUACAAUGCCAACACUUGUGCAAAGACGAUACAGGUUCUUGGACAUUAGUUGUGCGCGCUUUGUCCCAUAUAUGCGCGUGACUCGGUACGCGCACACGGUGCGUCCCUCCAAAUGGGGCUCUCGAAGUGGUCGCAAACGCCCUCUACUGUCCGUGCAAGGAGUCUAUAAGUUCACUGUCAAAAGAACUGCUGAAGUUUGGCUAGUAGCAAUGUAUAAUUACCAAGCAGGUUAUUUGUACUGAACUUUAAUAAGACUAUACAACUUUAAAUGCAUGUUGAGACGUAGUAACUCGGCCUGUGAAAAAAAAAGC
Molecule: messenger RNA, 4127 nt
Organism: Patiria miniata (bat star)
Lineage: Eukaryota; Metazoa; Echinodermata; Asteroidea; Valvatida; Asterinidae
Product: putative Polycomb group protein ASXL2
Exons: 12
Coding region: 141-3659 (1172 amino acids)
Biological process (GO): animal organ morphogenesis; positive regulation of transcription by RNA polymerase II
Cellular component (GO): PR-DUB complex
Molecular function (GO): chromatin binding; DNA binding
Source: RefSeq, a predicted model, not a curated record